Molecule: messenger RNA, 1145 nt
Organism: Didymodactylos carnosus
Lineage: Eukaryota; Metazoa; Rotifera; Eurotatoria; Philodinida; Philodinidae
Source: the annotation of a GenBank genome assembly
AUGCCGUUUACUCGUGUUUGUGUGGAAUGUGUUGAACGUCCGCAAUUGAAACUCUACGAAUUAAAUAAUUUUACAUUAUUUGAUGAGUCCAGUGUUGACACAUGUUCAGUUUGGUAUGGUUAUUGUAUCGGUUGCAAGUGUUCCUAUUAUUGUAAUAGUCUAUCAUACAGCGGUUCAAAGUGUAAUUUUGUCACGCGCGAAUCAUUCAAGUUUAGUGAAUUCAUCUAUUUUCAUGGUACAUCAACUGUCUAUCACCAACGUGUUAUGAUAUCAUUUGCAUCAGCAUUAUUGAGCAUGUGUUCAUCUGUAUCGGGUUUUGUUAAAUGGUACAAUGAUAAACUAGAUACAUAUCAAAAGUAUUCGUUCAGUGGCAGUACAAGUGGUUCCAGAUCUGUUAUUAAACAAAGUCGCAAAAUGGACGAGAAACAUUUUCAAAUAAAUUUUUUAAUGUAUGAAAUUAUAAAAUUUAUUUUCAUGUUUAUCGAAGUUGAUCGCAUUGAAAUCCCGAUGUCGUUUAGAAAUGCUGAUGAUGUUAAUACGUUUUUUUAUCAAUGGAAAGAUCGUUGCUAUGCUGCAUUUGUACGUUUUUGGAUGGAACACAAAAAGAUAUUUGGUCCGGUGUGCAGUGACACAUGUUCUAUAUGUUUAGUGGUAGAUGGCCAUCAAAAACCAGAUCGUCCUAUAUGCAAGUUUAAUAAUUGUUUCGAUAAUACUAUCAAUGAGUUAGGUCCUGUACUUGUUGGUUGUCCGUAUUCCAGUGUUAGAAAUAUAGAUGGUCGUAACCCUCAUCAUUUGUGUCCGAAACAUAUUGAGCAACUUAAUCUUGAUACGAAUGAAGAUGCGUUACGAUUUGAGAAGAGUGAUGAUCUUAACGGCAUUGAUCAAUGUAAUAUUAAGCGUCAUGAAUUGAUGAAUCAUAGCGGCCGAAAAUCCUCAUAUGGUAUUCUCAUGUCAUUUCUAAACUGUGGUAUUGUAGUUGGUUUUGACGAAUCCAUACGCUCAGAAUCACCGCGUCGGUUGCUGCGACAUUUAAUUCGUAUGGCAAAAAUAUCAAUGAUUCCACGCGGUGUUGUCUAUGAUAAUGCUUGUUCUAUUAAACUAUAUAUGGACGCUAAUUAUGGUGGUGAUUAUUUUCAACGUUCUAA